Messenger RNA from Symbiodinium natans, 732 nucleotides. The record is from the annotation of a GenBank genome assembly. Lineage: Eukaryota; Dinophyceae; Suessiales; Symbiodiniaceae.
AUGUCUUCGCCCCCCGCAGAGGUGGUCAAAGGCCUUCAGCUGACAAAUGCAGACGAUGAGGCGAUGACCAUGAUCUCCUACCGGACGUUAGAAGAAGAUCGGCGGAAGGUGUUCGCGUCAGCGUUUCCGGAAUGCGCCAGCGGUCACGUCCUCGCCAUCGUUGCGCGGGGAUCGCAAGGGGACCACAAGGAGUUCAUCGCUGUCCUCAAGGACGGCGCGACAAGCGCGGAGCUUGUGUCUGGCAGCUGCCAAAUCACCUUCGAGGAUCUGUCACCCGCCGACUGCAUCGAGUAUAGCUUUGCCGAGGCGCCUGGCGAGUGGCGCGUGGCGCAGGUCUCGCGAGAAGCGCUGGAGACGUACCGUGGGAUGAAGUUUGAGGCCUGGAAGCAGAUGCUGCUCAAACCCACCUGCGAAGCGCAGUUCCGGCGAAUGCUCCAGCUCGGAAUCGUGACGCAGCUCUACGAUCCGCAGCUUUUCCCGACACCGGAUGCCUCGAAAGCACAGUACCAGGUCACCGACGAUCGGACGGGAAAGCUCAUCCAGCUACCCCACGCGGUGAAAGAGAUGCGGGUCUGGAAUGCUGCCCUGCAGCAGUACGACAGCAUCGACACAAAGCUGUCUGGGGCUCCGGCAGAGGCGGAGAAGGCUGCUUGGUGGAAAGACUUCACAGACAAGAUGAAGGCCGAGCACGGCGAGGAGUACAUUGAUGGCCUGAUUGCCGGCAAGAACUGA